AGCCCCGAGCUUCUCCACCACCCCGCCCUGUCUUUUUUUGGCCACCUCGGUCUUCUUCUUCUCCGCGGGAACCUUUGCGCCUUUGCCUGCGUUUGCGCUGCGGUGGAACUCCUCUCCUUGGCGAAAGAUGUGGCCGACGCUGGGCAAAACUGGCGCGCCCCUGGCUCUGGUGGGUCUUUGCUUGGUCACGCUCGCCCGGUCCCUGCCCCUCACCGAUGCUGGACCACAUGUCAACUAUGGCUGGGGAGAGGCCAUAAGAUUGAGGCACCUCUACACCGCCGGCAGACACAGCACGUUCAGCUAUUUCUUGAGGAUCAACAGCGACGGCCGAGUGGACGGCGCCAGCGCCCAGAAUCUGCAUAGUUUGCUGGAGAUCCGAGCCGUGUCCGUUCGUACGGUGGCGAUCAAGGGCGUGGAAAGCUCUCGCUACCUCUGCAUGGAAGCAGAGGGGAGGCUGCGCGGGCUUCUCAGUUAUUCUACAGAAGAUUGUUCCUUUGAAGAGGAGAUGCGCCCAGAUGGCUACAACAUCUACAAGUCCAAGAAAUAUGGAGUCUUGGUGUCCUUAAGUACUGCCAGGCAAAGGCAACAAAAUAAAGGGAAAGACUUUCCAUUGUCUCAUUUCUUGCCAAUGAUCAACACUGUGCCGGUGGAGUCAACCGAUUUUGGAGAUUACGGCGACACCGGGCAGCAGCAUUUGCAAUCCGGGGUUUUCAGUCCCCCUCUUGAAACUGACAGCAUGGAUCCCUUCGGCAUCACCUCAGAAGUAUCCGUGAAAAGCCUUAGUUUUGGGAAAUGAGAACAAGUGCUCCUUGCAUGAGUUGUGCUCCAUAAAGAAAGCAUUACCAGCAGGAUAUUAUUUCUAGCCGUGAUAUUUCACACAUGGCUACAUUCAGAUGUGGCACUACCCUUUCUCGUCAAACGGCAAUACGAAUACUGUACCGUGAAGACUACAGACACACAGGCACAGUAUUUGGAAAGCCUUCACCGAAAAAAUGCAUAGCGUGCAGGUAUUUCUUCUGCCUUGGAGGAUGCUUGGAGGGAUAAGAUCGUGAAUAUUUUACUUUACUGCUUCCUUCCUUCCUUCUUUCACCUCUGAGGCCUGAUGACAGAUGUAACAAAUGCAAUUCAUUCAAAGAGGGAUAAGUCCUUCUCUUCAAGACCCUUAAACACAUCAGGUGUCAGAAAUUAAAGAGGAGCAGCCAGCUAAACGAAGCUAAGCAAGUAACCACUGACAACACUUAACACACAAUCUUUUCACAAACCUCUGCUACUGGUUUUCAGAAGAUUAGCUAUUGAAAUGCAAUUUCUGUCCUUGGAAGUUUGAUCCCUACAGGAGGUAGCAUGAACCACAGGGAAUGGGACGAAUGAAACUGACAAGCAGUUGUGUUCUAGCAAGCCUCUUCAGGUUUUCUUCUAUGGAGUUGACUAAACAUACGGGAACACUAUGCAUGCUGGCUCUGCCCCCUGAUACCAUUCCAGUUACCAUCCAUGAAUCUGAAGUGGGGAGUCUGCUGUGCUCAUGGAGGCUCCCCCCACAUUUAAGAACCAUGGUUUUCCAGGGUUCUCAAGCACAUAGCAAGUGUUCUCCAUCAGUAAUUGAGGCUCCCCACUUUGGACAUCUGCCCUCUAACCUGUGGAGAGAGUGACCAGAAUGGUAAUGGGGUGAAACCAGCAUCCUCUUCGCUGUGCUGCACCACUGAGUGUUUAGUGAACUGAAGUUCAGAGUGCCUGAAUAAUGGCUGCCAAAAGAGUAUGCCAACCUUCAGGUUACACAGGGUUCUUCAUCAGGCAGAACACGUGCACAAUUCCAAAACACUAUUUGUUGAAAGAGCAAAAGUAUGAUAAGGCUGCGAUCUCCCUGGAGUGAGUAAAAACAAUUGAACAGGUAACCAAUUCUAUAAGCAGAGGCUGAUUUUGCCUGACCCAGAAUUUUAUGUAACUAAAAUAUUUUCAUGCUACUUCAGCAAAAAACAAUAACCCUCAUAGGUUACUUUUUGUAUCAUCUAUCUGCUGGCUGGCUGAAUUUGAUUAGAAGGUUAGUACUAAGGAUUUGUGGUGAUCAGGCAGGCAGAUAUCAUCAUAGCUCACAUUCCAUCUAGACAAAAACUCUCAGUGGGUGAAGCAAGUUCUAUGAGAGAUGUGCCCUAGGGAGAGAAGGCGUGGCCUAAUGAGAGUGGCAAGGGCCAGACUGAGGGGCAUGGAGGGCCAAAUCCAAAUCCUGAGCCUGAGGUUCCACAACUUGGCCUAAUGGAUAAAUCCUACCUAUGAUCUGUAAGAGAUAAUUCAGUUAUUUUAAAUCUCUAUAGACUAACAUGAUGGAAUUUUUAAAAAUAUAAUUGUGAGUAUUAUUUCAUGGAUUUUUUUUAUUUUUUAUUUUGUAAAUAACAGUUUUUACUACUGUUAGAUUUUCCUCUAGUGAAUAAUUAGCUUACUAUGGGAUAACAUUCUUUCCCAAAGGGUCUUGUAUGUAUAUAGUAGCAUGGCUCUGUAAAUAAUUAUUUUCCUCAUGUAGCACUUCCUUGUCAACACCAUAUUUAUGAUUAAUUUAUUAAACACGCACAUCCAUUUAUUUUGUUACCAUAUUUAUACUUAAAUUUCUAUUUAUGUACUCCAACAGUUUCUUUUUAAAAAAAACAAAAACAAAAAACAGUCUGGGCCAAAGGUAGCAAAGCUUUGUAAUUUUUAUAAGGGUGAGCAGAAAUGAAAUGUAAAAAUGUUUGUGAGUGUAAAAUCUGUAGCUUCAGCAUGUAACAUUUUUUAAUAAAAACCAAUUAGAAUGAGAAGUUCAGUUGUCUCUUGGCUGUACUGGUGUCACACAGGUUGUUUAUAUGUGGCACCAAGGGAAAGAAACUCGGAGUUUGUGUCCUGG
Molecule: messenger RNA, 2869 nt
Organism: Zootoca vivipara (common lizard)
Lineage: Eukaryota; Metazoa; Chordata; Lepidosauria; Squamata; Lacertidae
Gene: FGF19
Product: fibroblast growth factor 19
Biological process (GO): fibroblast growth factor receptor signaling pathway
Cellular component (GO): extracellular region
Molecular function (GO): fibroblast growth factor receptor binding; growth factor activity
Source: RefSeq, a predicted model, not a curated record